This is a messenger RNA of Nerophis ophidion (straightnose pipefish), 5682 nucleotides long. RefSeq names its product ecotropic viral integration site 5 like (gene evi5l). The record is from RefSeq and is a predicted model, not a curated record. Bases 470 to 3031 code for a protein of 853 amino acids. NCBI's taxonomy places the organism in Eukaryota, Metazoa, Chordata, Actinopteri, Syngnathiformes, Syngnathidae. The transcript has 20 exons.
CACAAGCCGUUCUGAAUGAUUUCCUUGUCAGUGACUCGCGCGGUGUUCCCGUCAAACCGGCGUCUACAUGGCGGAGUUGAUGCCUCUUUUCGUCAAUUAGAAGUAAAAAAAAAAAUUGAAAUACAUUAACUUCUCCUUUAAAUUGGCAGCUGUUGGAGCUGGCGGGGCGAGGAGGGGCAUGGCACUGCGUUGGACGCGGUCCGCCCGUGCGUGUGAGCGUGUCCUCCUCGGUGGUCUAUUAAGGUUUUAAUUAGCGGAGAAGAUGGCCAUUGUUGACGUUUAAGACUGGGAGAGACCGAACUGCACCGCCCCGGCAUGGAAAAGCACGCCUGGUUUGAAGAUCUCUGAUCCUUUCGGCUCCUCAGCCAGCCAGGCGACAGUCGGCGAGCAUCCAGGCUACCCGAGGAAGGAGAGACCGUAGUGCAAGGACAAGAAGAGGAGCUUCCACUUGCGCUGCUUCCCAUUCACCAUGUCUAUACCCAGCAUCAGCCCAGAGCGAGAGGGCUCCGGCGGGGUUCCUUCACACCUCGAGUGUCCCUCCUCUCCUCCGGCUUUGGAUCCAGACCCACUGUCGACGGGCAGCCCCGUCCUCAGCCCAGACUCUUCUUCCCAUGAUACAUUGCUGUCAACCUCAGCCAUGUCACCGGCAGACUCAGAGAACCUCAGUCCAGAUGAACUGGAGCUGCUUGCUAAACUUGAGGAGCAGAACAGGUUACUGGAGGCUGACUCCAAGUCCAUGCGCUCCAUGACAGGCUCGCGGCGCAACAGCGGCUCUUCGCUGGUGUCGAGCUCAUCUGCCUCGUCCAAUCUGUCCCACCUGGAGGAGGACACCUGGAUCCUUUGGGGACGCAUCGUCAACGAGUGGGAGGAAUGGAGACGCAAGAAGGACAAACUCCUCAAGGAGUUGAUUAGGAAGGGCAUUCCUCAUCACUUCCGUGCCAUCGUGUGGCAGCUGCUGGGCAACGCCACGGACAUGCCAGUAAAGAAUCAGUAUUCAGAGUUGCUGAAGAUGUCGUCCCCUUGCGAGAAGCUCAUUCGUCGGGACAUCGCACGCACCUACCCCGAGCACGAGUUCUUCAAAGGUCAGGAUAGUCUGGGCCAGGAGGUCCUCUUUAACGUGAUGAAGGCGUACUCCCUUGUGGAUCGAGAGGUGGGCUACUGCCAAGGCAGCGCGUUUAUUGUUGGUCUCCUACUCAUGCAGAUGCCUGAAGAGGAGGCGUUUUGCGUCUUUGUGCGUCUGAUGCAAGAAUACCGUCUUAGAGAGCUUUUCAAACCCAGUAUGGCCGAAUUGGGCCUCUGCAUCUACCAGUUUGAGUAUCUUCUGCAGGAGCAACUUCCAGAGCUUAACGUCCAUUUCCGGUCCCAGAGUUUUCAUACAUCCAUGUAUGCAUCAUCCUGGUUCCUCACCUUGUUCCUCACUUUCCUCCCUCUGCCUGUUGCCACACGUAUAUUUGACAUUUUUAUGUACGAGGGCCUGGAGAUCAUCUUCCGUGUAGGCAUGGCCAUCCUGCAGUACAACCAGACGGACCUCAUUCAGCUGGACAUGGAGGGCAUGUCGCAGCAUUUCCAGAAGGUGAUCCCCCACCAGUUUGACAGCUGCCCAGACAAGCUGAUCCUCAGGGCCUACCAGAUCAAAUACAACCCCAAGAGAAUGAAAAAGCUUGAGAAAGAGUAUACCACCAUCAAGAAUAAAGAAAUGGAGGAACAAAUUGAGAUCAAGAGGCUGCGCACAGAAAAUCGACUGCUGAAACAGAGGAUUGAGACCCUAGAGAAGGAGAGUGCUGCUCUGGCAGACAGACUCAUACAGGGUCAGGUGACCAGGGCACAGGAAGCGGAGGAAAACUACGUGAUCAAGCGCGAACUGGCGGUGGUGAGGCAACAGUGCAACACAGCCAGCGAGAACCUGGAGAAGGCGCAGGACACCAUUAGAGAUCUACAGCAACAGAAGUACACAGAGCAGUUUGUAAGCGGUCUGCAGACGCAACUGGAGCAGUCCAAGCUGCGUGAGGCUGAGCUGCUUGGAGCGCUUAAGGAAAUGCAAGACAAGGUGCUAGAUCUUGAAAAGAGGAGCAGCUGUUUACCUGAUGAAAACAACAUGGCAGCUAUGCAGGAAGAGAUGAAACAGAUGAAACUGCGGGAGCUGGAGACGCUGCGCGCAUUUAGAGAGAUGCAGGACUCUGUCACCGAGCUCAAUCAGCGCUGGCAGCAUCACAUGUCCCGCGGUGGCGGCACUGGAGGCGGCGGCAGCCACUGGAAGGAAUCCCCGAAAAAGAACGCCAUGAAUGAGCUGCAAGACAAGCUGAUGACCAUCCGACUGAGGGAGGCACAAGCCCAGGCUGAGCUCCGAGAGGUCAAAUUGAAAGCUGUUCAACUGGAGAGCCAGAAUCAGAUCCACAGCAAAUUGAUUGGUCGCCUUGAGCAGGAGCGUUCCGCCCUUCAGGAUCGGCUCCAGAUGCUGUCUAAUCAGAACAAAGCUGUUCAGGCCCAGCUCAACGAGAUGAAACGGAAGCAGGCCGAAUGGGACUGCAAGAAUAAAGAGGAGGUGAUGGCGGUGCGACUGAGGGAAGCAGAUAGCAUGGCUGCCAUUGCUGAGCUCCGGCAGAAGAUAGCAGAGCUUGAAAUACAGAAGGAAGCAGGGCUGAUCCAGGGCCAGCUGAACCACUCUGACUCCAGACAGUAUAUCAACCGGCUCAGGGACCAGAUCACUGAGCUCAAAAAUGAGAUCAGGCAGAUGCGCGGGCAAAAAGCGGGGGCGCCCAGUUCCAGGCUCACCACCGCAGGCACCAACUACCAGGACCUCUGCCUGGCCAGUCCGGCCUCCGCUGAGGGGGACUACCUGAGUUCGGAUGACGACCUCCUCCACAGCCCGCUCCCCGCCAACGCCCUUUACCCAGCCAUACCGGUACAGUGUCACCCGUCCGCCCGCCUGGACAGUGAAGGCAGCACAGACAGCGAGGCAGAGGAGCAGAUAACCCCCGAGCCACAGCAGCUGUACGGCAGCAUGGUGUGUGCCGAGGCCAUGGAGAAUUGAGGCCUGCGCGAAGAGGACCUCAGAAACUGUCCUUACUGGAACAUAUGUAACCCAACACACAACAGGCUGAAACUGGAACUUCAGAACUGUUUGCUGCUCAACAUGGACCACUUCUCCUAAAUUUAUUGACCAUGAAAAAACAAAAAGCAGGGCCCUGCUAAAACUCUUUUUUUUUUUUCUGAUUCAGUCUCAGACAUCUUGAUAUCCUAUCAGGAGAAAGGUGCACACCUGUCUCCCCUGCCUUCUCCAACAAGGUCUAUCAACCAUCCGUGGAGCCCUCACGUGCUAAAUGAAAGAGAGCAGUGGAAUAUCACCAAAUACAUCUUGUCCUCAUGACCAUUUCAACACACACGGUGAAAGUGCAAACAUGAAAAAAAAUGAAAAGUUGCCAAAUCUUUGGUUUUUGUAUUUUAAAAUAAUUUAUACAUUAUGUAAUUUAUUUUGAUAUUGUUUUUAAUAUGUCAGUAUGAAACCAUAGGACUGGCAGAGGCCUCCCCCCCCUUCCUAAGCCCACCUUGUGUGCCAACCCGGGGCCGCCUGUUUACUGUGACGCUAGCUGAGACGCUAACUGUGCUGCUAGGCUCAUUUGCAUACUGAGGUGUAACCAACCGAUCACUACCGCCUGCCGUCCGUCACCCAGUGUGUGUGUUUGUGGUAAAAGAAACAAAGUGUGACAUUUUAUGCAAAACUCCCCACUAUACGCCAAUAACAAAACUAUAAUGUCUAAGAGUAUUGUACAUAUAAACAAACAUGGUGGAGUGAAAAAAACUAGAUGAUGGGUGAUAGAUACAUUAGCAAUGCAGUAUUAUGUUUUAAAGUAACAGUCCCUCGCCACAUCGCACUUCAAAAUAUAUUUAGGCAUGUUAUGUUUUUUUUGUUGUGUUUUUUCAAUUAAGCAUUUUUAAGCAUUACAUUUUGGAAAAUGAGCUAAAAAUAUCAAUACUAUAGUAUUACUGGCCAAUAGAUGAGACCCAUUUAAUCAGAGCAGGCUGUUCAGUAUCGUCACCACUGAUUGGCUCAGCCUUAAACACCAUUAUAUUAAAAUCAUUUUGAGGUAUGAAUUUGAGCCGUAUUUCCUUGAAUUGCCGCCGGGGCGCUAAUUAAUUUAAAACCUCUUCUCACUCCUGUGCUUACCAAAGGCAUGCGGUAAAAGUAAGCAUGCGCUAAUUAUGUUAAAACCACUUCUCACUCCGGCACUUACCACAGGUAUGAGGUAAAAAUUUUUGUAUAAUGUAAGCUUGGACCUUAAAUCCUACUGAAUAGCUCAUAAUCUUCUUCCCUUUAUGCGAUUUCAAAUUGCCGGUAUUAAAAUCAGCCUCCUCCAUUUUGAAAAUGAUGACAGGGGAAGUGUCACUCGUGACGUCACGAGUUUGACCCGGCGGUAAUACUAAGCAUGCGCUAAUUAUUUUGGGAAGCGAGUUUGACCCGGCAGUAAUUCAAGGCAGGCGCAUACUAUAUGCCCUGCGGCUAUUCAAGGAAAUAAGGUAUAUUAUGUCUAGAGCAGGGGUGUCAAACCUACGGCUCAAUGGUCUGAUCAGGCCCACGAACAGGUUUUAUCCGGCCCGCGGGAUGAGUUUGCCAAGUAUAUAAAUCAAUCUGAAAUGAAACAGCUGUUCUAAAUGUGUCUACUGGAUGUCGCAAUAGCAAUUAUUUUUUAUCUUGUAGAUAAUGCUACAUACCGUAUUUUUUCGGAUUAUAGGUUGCUCCGGAGUAUAUGUUGCACUGGAUUAUAAAUCGCAAUUUUGGGGGAAAUUUAUUUGAUAAAAUCCAACACCAAGAAUCGACAUUUGAAAGGGAAUUUAAAAUAAAUAAAGAAUAGUGAACAACAGGCUGAAUAAGUGUACGUUAUAUGACGCAUAAAUAACCAACUGAGAAGGUGCCUGGUAUGUUAACGUAACAUAUUAUGGUAAGAGUCAUUCAAAUAACUAUAACAUAUAGCACAUGUUAUACGUUGACCAAACAAUCUGUCACUCCUAAUCGAUAAAUCCCAUGAAAUCUUCUUCCUCGAUGUCGCUUCUAAACAACUCUGCCAACUCAAAGGUAUGCGCCGCUUCCUCUUGUCGUUUUCUGCUGCAUAUUUCACUACGUCCAGUUUGUAAUCCGCAGUACAUGAUUUCCUUUUUGUUUAGCCCUUCUCAGUUUUUAUCAGUUACAGCCAACAAUGAAAUUAUCCAUUUUAAUAGUUACGGCAGUAGGAUAUAGCAUAUAGCAGUUAGCAUUCAAAAACCCACAAUGCACUUCUGCCAUGACCCUCCCCCGCCAAAUUCCUAUUGGUUGACGUGUGUGUGACGAUUGCUGACAUUUUCUUCAUCUCUUCCGCGAUUGAGAUAAAUAAUAUUAUUUGAUAUUUCACGGUAAUGUGUUUAUAAUUUCACACAUAAGUCGCUCCAGAGUAUAUGUCGCACCCCUGGCCAAACUAUGACAAAAACUGCGACUUAUAGUCUGAAAAAUACGUUUUUUACAAAAUAAUCCACAUAAUGUUAGUACAUCAGUCAAGGAAAAUGAUAAAUCUACAUAAAUAACAUACUGUAAUCUGAUUUUGAUGUGAUUUUUAAAUUUCUGAUAGAUUGAAAAUUAACACCAAUGAGUUGACUGAUGAACAUUAUCAAAUAAUUUAUUCAGAAAAUGUAAAUAGCGACAAAUACUAUUAU